Messenger RNA from Penaeus monodon (black tiger shrimp), 1766 nucleotides. RefSeq names its product retinol dehydrogenase 13-like. The transcript is spliced from 7 exons. Lineage: Eukaryota; Metazoa; Arthropoda; Malacostraca; Decapoda; Penaeidae. The coding region runs from base 957 to 1766 and encodes 269 amino acids. The record is from RefSeq and is a predicted model, not a curated record.
GGCCGAGCUGACAGUGUAGGACCUGUGCGUGUUGGUGGAGGGUCGUGCCGGGUCUGCGUCCCAGCUCUUUUCGUGUGCUGUGGUGGCGAGGUCGUGUGCGAGGUCGUCGGGGUAUAUUAAAAGAGAUCUCUGUCGAGUAUCUACGGAGGAUUCAAGAAAAGGACGAAACUAGAAAUCACGACCAAAAUUUCUUGAGACGUAAAGUUCAAUGUUUGGAACCUAACACGAACUCCAAAACGAAAUCUUGCUAGCGAAUCCACACAGCUCCAGGCGGAGUCAUGCAAACAGACCCAAACAAAAUCAAGAGAAAAUAAACACACCGUCCGUGACACAUUCACGAUAUGCAUGACAGUCCCCUAAACACCCCAAGUUCUUCCUGUUUAGCCACGUUGCCUCGCUUGACCAGAAGCUUUCCAGUUCUGUGUUCUUUCUAAAACUUAGUAUUUCUUUGCCCUGUUCAUGCACAGGAUUUUAGAGCCACCACGCUAGUCCUCUGCUUCACACUCUCAAACGUUUCCCCUUUUCCUCGUCUCCGUCGCAGUAGUUAAUCUGCAGCAAAAUCAGGAUUUCAUAUUAUUUCAUUAUCUCAUAAAAUAAGUUGUUUUUGCUAUCGCUAGAGUACGAGUUUGACAAAAAUAUAAAUAUAUAAGCAGUCUACCAAAACUCCAGUCUAGAAUUAAUUUAGAAUAAUAAAAAAUAUUAAAGACAUAAAUAAAAUAAAACGAUAGCAAGUACGAUACAAAAGGUGCCACACCGCAAACAGAGCACACCAACACCGAAAACUUUUCCAUGCCAGUCAUUACAAAAUACAUUUUCUAGCUAGAUAUCUAUACCACACGAACACGCACACAUUACACACACUACCAGCGAACGAAGCAUUACCCGUUCGGCAUCGACGUCUCAAUUAAGAAGUAAAAAGGAAAAAAAAAAUACUCGAUCGCACCAAACUACAUACGAUGGCGUGGAGUGACUUCGUGGACUGGCUGGACGAGAACAAGGUCGUUCUCAUUGCUGUCACCUGCUCAGUGGCGGGCGCCGGGGCGACGCUGCUGGCGCUGCGGGCGUGGCUUCAGGGACCCUCGUGCAGGAGCAAGGCGCGCCUGGACGGCAAGACAGUGGUCAUCACGGGCGCCAACACGGGCAUCGGCAAGGAGACGGCCAGGGACUUGGCCAAGCGAGGCGCCCGCGUGGUGAUGCUGUGCCGCGACCUGGACAAGGCGCGGUCGGCGGCCGAGGAGAUCAACAAGGAGACCGGCAGCACGGUGGGCGUGUACCACCUGGACCUCGCCUCGCUCGAGUCCAUCCGCAGCACCGCCGCCGCCCUCAGGGACACGGAGCCGCAGAUUCACGUCCUUAUCAACAAUGCAGGCGUGAUGAUGUGCCCUCCUGGGAGAACGAAUGACGCUUCGCAAUGCAGCUCGGGACGCAACCAACCUUUGCCAUUCCUCCUCACGCUGCUCCUGCUGGACCAGAUGAAGGCCGCCGCUCCUUCGAGGAUCGUCAACGUGUCCUCCAUCGCCCACACGCGUAAAGGGAGGAUGCACUGGGACGACUUGCACUUCACUAAGUCGUACGACGCCAAGGAGGCCUACUGCCAGAGCAAAUUGGCCAACGUCCUCUUCACGCAGGAACUCGCGCACAGGCUCAGAGGUAAGCACUAUGUUUGCUGCCUUGGUAGUGUGACAGGGUCACUCCAUUUACAUCGGAAAAGAGAAAAAAGCCACUCAAUUGACGAAAACGGUGGUAGAGGUUGGGCCAGGGCCUGA